Messenger RNA from Pocillopora damicornis (cauliflower coral), 4166 nucleotides. RefSeq lists its product as uncharacterized. The record is from RefSeq and is a predicted model, not a curated record. NCBI's taxonomy places the organism in Eukaryota, Metazoa, Cnidaria, Anthozoa, Scleractinia, Pocilloporidae.
UUUGAAUUUGCAUGAUCGUUGAUGUUGAAAGAAAUCAAGUUGUACUGAUCGAUGGUGCUUUCGAAAGGUGCACUAACCUUCCUUCAGAAAUACGGCUCAAAGAAAGAUGUUUUCUCGCGUGACGGGUAGAAAUCACACUUUGGUUGCAUUAGUAUUGGUAAGAAUUCCUCGGCCGUGACGACAAAUCCAUCUCCAAAACAUGACUUUUCAGCCUCGGUAAACUUGUUGAGGACGAAAUUUGAGGUUGCAAACUAAUAGACAAUUCAUUUGAGACGCUUGGUGGUCGCCAGAUGAUAACUACCUGAAAUGGUGUCUUCCCGCUGUAAGAAGCGCCUCAUAGCUCUAACGUGCUGCGCUGCAAUUUCGCUAUUGUUGCUUUACAAGGUCCAACUGGAGCGAACCGAGUCUGUGACUCUUCUUAAGCGAACGAAGGAUUUUUCUGGUGUCAUUCCUGAUAGAGACAAAUCUUUCACCACGAGGGAAACACACGAAGACAAAAGAAAAGACAAAACAGGAGACGAUGACUUGUUUGGUGACGACGAUAAUGACUCGGAUCAGGAGCUUAAAACAAUUCCAUUUGAAGCUGUAACCGACCCUCCGCGAAAGAUCCACAGGGGACUGGAAGCAAAUGAUGAAGUUGAGGACACAUUAGACUGGCUAAAUGAACAUGGGGUUAAUCGCCCAUCCGACACCACCGAAGAGGAGGUACCGCCGGAAAAGCAGGUUCCUGAUCCUGACUUGUUACCGACUACAGCCAAGCCACUUACAAGAAGCAAAAAUGGCAGCACGUCUACUGUAAGUAACCUUGUCAAAUCGAGAACAUCUGAAACUGAGACAAACAAAAGUCAUUCCUCUCCUUUGUUCACGUUACCGAGGUCAACCCAAUCACUGAAACCAGAGAUAGUUAAAACUCGAAGCGAACAUCGGAACUCGUCUACAAAGGUUGACGAUGAGGAAUUAGCGACCACAAGUAAUUCGGCAAAUCAAUCCUCGGAUAUUACUACAACACCGAGGUCAACACAACCUUCAAAAUCUGAACGCGACGAGAAUCUUGAAACUGAGUUGAACUCCACGUUAGUAAGCGUUUUGUUUACUAAUGCUACCUCAGGAACGCAGCAAGACCACUCUAGCCUUCCUUCCACUCCAUAUACAACACCAAGCUCCACAGGCGCACCAACACCUGUAUACACCCCAACUCCGGAUCUGAAUUCUUGUAAACUGCCAGAACUUGACCCAUGGGACCUCUCCAUUAGACAUCUGUUGAGAGAUGUCGGUAACGACCCCGUUUGUGGAAAUGGAUACCCUGUAUCUGCAUUUGACAUCGUUGGUAAUAGACUGGUCCUCUCGGGGGAGGUGGAUGGUAGUUCCAUCGAUUUCAGUCACGUAAACGUGGAGACAAUUCAUCGCAAUCAGGGUGAUGACGGUAACGUGCAUUACGAGGAUCAAGGGAAUCCUUUCAAAUCUUCCACACAGGAAUACCAACCUUCCCGCAAGAUAAACGCUUCGGAUUUUUUGAUUCUCGACUACAGACUUAAAAGUAGAAAAGAAGUUACAACUUACUUCGCGCGAGCUGUUCCGCAACAAGAUGUCAUCGAAAAUUCGAAACUGAUUAGAGAAAAGCUCAAUGGGCAAGGAGAAAAUGAAGGGUUAGACUUAAAUGUUUUAUUGCUUGGAAUUGAUUCUGUUUCUGCUGCAAACUUCCGCCGAAAGAUGCCGAAAACGAUAAACUAUCUUAAGACGGCGCUGAAGACGUACUUCAUGUCCGGUCAAACUGUAGUUGGUGAUGCUACAACACCCGCACUUACCGCCAUUUUGACAGGCCUGUACGAGACAGAACCGCCCGAGGGCCGACAAGGGUAUCGCAAUGCCGCCCCCAUUGAUAACUGGCCCUGGAUUAUGAAACUGUACAAGGAGCGCGGAUACGUUACAUUGAUGUCUGAAGAUGACCCUACCAUGGGUGCAUUCAAUCUAAGGCUCAUGGGCUUUAGGGACCCUCCUGCUCAUCACUAUAUGAGGCCGUUUUGGCUGGCACUGGAAGAAAAGGGCGAGCGAGACGAACCAGGAUUAUGCUCGCGUUCGACAUUUAUGGUUAAUCAUACCCUAGACUAUAUCCUCAGCUACUUUGCAGCGUAUCCAGACACCCCAAAAUUUACCUACGCUUUCAUGUCGUACCUGACUCACGCGCAUCCCAAUCAUCUAAGUUAUGCUGACAACGACAUCUUGCGAUUGCUCCACACUUUUGUCGAACGCAAUUAUCACAACAACACUAUGAUUAUACUAUUUGGAGAUCACGGCUCGCGAAAUGACGACGUCCGAAAUACUAUGCAGGGAAAACUGGAGGAAAGGUUACCUUGGCUCUCUAUCUCGGUUCCUGAUUGGCUUAUAAGGAAAUUCCCGCAUAUAGGGUUGGCCUUGGAACAUAAUCAACACAUAAUAACAUCACCGUUUGACAUGCAUGCCACGUUACGUCACAUCUUAACAUACCCUAAAGAGCCUCAUGGAGAGAAGACACAGAGCUUGUUCACGCAAUUACCACAUACAAGGACUUGCAGUGAUGCAGGAGUCGACGAUCACUGGUGCCCAUGCCUGGAGUUUACUGAGGUAAACGCAAGCAGUAAGGAUGUGAUUGGUGGAGCAGAAAUGGCUGUCAAAUACAUUAAUGACGUCAUCCUAAGUAGAACAGAGCUACUAAGAGGGUCUUGCGCUAAGGUCCAGCUCAAAAAGAUUUUAAAAGCUGUUAGUUACAGACCAAACGACAAACUGCGGAGAUUUAGUAGCACCAAUCAAGAUUCAGAUCGUGCCGUGAAUUUCGGCGAACCAACUCCAGACAGUAGUCACUACAGAAUUAAUUUUAUGACAACCCCUGGUGACGCAUUAUUUGAAGCAUCAGUGGCCGUGAGAGAUGAUCACAAAGUCAAAGUGAACCCGUUUAUAAGUCGGACAAAUGUUUAUGGAAAUCAGCCCAGCUGUAUUUCACGUAAAGAACCUUACGCUAGAAAAUUCUGCUACUGCAAGGACAUGAAGGCUCCAGUUUAAUUUAUUUCCCAGAGCACUAUAUUAGUAAUGUAACGCAAAAAGUUGAGUGAGGUGCGACGUAAGUUUGGCGACCACGUUUUAAUUUAAAGUCGUUUUGUUGUCACGGGCAAGUGGCUCCGUUUCCAGUGGCACCAUAUCAUUUGACCUCUUUUGGCAGGCUUUCUUAUUUGACGCUUGGUGACGCACGGCUCUUGAGAUUCGGUUAUCACUGGAAACUAGGAGGGUUGCCCGUGGCAACACCGUUUUUCACUGUUUAAACUCGAUACAAAAGUUUUUUCCGCGCCUAACUUAACCGAACACCGUGGUAUAUCUAAUGAAUCGACGGCUUUGUCCAGCCCCAUUCGGACGUAUCUCAAAUAGUUACGAUCGAUUUUUGUAACAAACCAUCAAACUCGCAACUUAGCGACUAGCAUCGAAUUACGCGAAGUUUUGAAAGAGAAAACGCGCACGCCUCUCUGAAGCAUUCGCUCAGUUAUCAGAGCCUCGAAUUCACAACUACACGGACGUACGUAAGUACCUCGGUGUGGAGGUGGUAACAUUAUCCAAUUGGAUUGAUUUAGAUGUUAUGCUAGCGAAUUGAGAACAACUGAACUUAUCAAGUGAAGAUUCAAAUUCUCCCUUCCAUAGCAUUUAGAGAAAACUGAUACCAGCAAGGAGAGUCAAUGGAUGCUGUGCAAAAUAGAAAUGUUAAAUUAUUAGACUAAAAAAAGAAUAGCUAGUGAUGCAUAGAAACUAUUUAAUUAUGGGACAUUAAUUUAUUUCGAAAUCAAUGUAAACGAAAUUUUUGGUAACCAAAGACUUUUCAUAGAUUUUCUUUCUUUAUUGGAGGUUAGUUGAAUUAUUUGGCAUAUGACCAGGUGCCAAUUGGGUGAAAAAUAGGAGGUUAGAGUUAGCAAAACGAAAUAUUGAAAAUAUAUAUAUUUAUUUUAUUUCUCAUAUUAUAAAAAAUACUAUAAGAAUCAUAUACCAGAUGGCUAUUGAAAAAGAGUAGGUUUAUUCAAAUUGAUAAGUACCUUCUUGAUAAUUAUAUAUGGAAAAAAUUAACUUUUCUUUACAUGUGCAUCGUAUUCUGUGUCAGCAGGGGUUGUAAUCUAUGACUUCACUAAUAAAGUUCUUUUUCGUUACAAUUA